ACACCCACUACCUUCACCAUCCCCGCACUACAGCAGCAGCAGCGAGGGUUUAGGGGGAAAAUGAGCUUCUUUAGGAACGCAGUCUGGUUCGUGAAAGGACUCCAGGAGUACACAAAGAGUGGCUAUGAAGCUGCAGCCAAGCAUUUCGUAGCAGCAGACCUGGAGGUGAACCUGAGUGGACGGUCCUUCAUCGUGACCGGGGCCAACAGUGGGAUAGGGAAAGCUGCAGCCACGGAGAUCGCCAUCAGAGGAGGAACUGUACACAUGCUUUGUCGAAACAAGGGACGAGCAGAAGCAGCCAAACAGGAAAUUGUGGAGCGGAGUAAAAAUCAGAACAUUCACGUCCACAUCGUGGACAUGUCCAGUGCCAGGCAGGUGUGGGAGUUUGGGCUGAGCUUCUCGCAGAACAACGCGCUGCACGUGCUGAUCAACAACGCUGGCUGCAUGGUGAACCAGAGAGAGCUGACCGACGACGGCCUGGAGAAGAACUUUGCCACAAACACACUCGGUACUUACAUUCUCACCAGCGCACUGAUUCCUGCCCUGAAGAAGGCUGACGACGCCAGAGUGAUCACGGUGUCCUCUGGCGGCAUGCUCACUCAGAAGCUGAAUGUGGAGGACCUUCAGUUUGAAAAGGGCACGUUUGACGGCACCAUGGCUUAUGCUCAGAAUAAAAGACAGCAGGUGAUCCUGACGGAGCGGUGGGCUGCUCAGCACCGGGACAUCCACUUCUCCUCCAUGCACCCCGGCUGGGCCGACACGCCAGCGGUUCAGUCCUCCAUGCCCUCAUUCCAUGCAAAGAUGCAGUCCAAGCUGCGGACGGAGGCCAUGGGUGCAGACACGGUGGUGUGGCUGGCGGUGGCCGCCGCCGCCGUCAAGCAGCCCAGCGGACUCUUCUUCCAAGACCGUAAGCCGGUGGCGACUCACCUCCCUCUGGCGUUCUCCCGCUCCACGCCACAAGAGGAGGAGAGGCUGCUGGCAGCUCUGGAGGAGCUGGCCCUCAAGUUCAAACCCUGAAGUCUGGACACUUAGCACUGAUAAACUAUCAAAUAUUCCUGUUUACAUCAUAUGAAACCAAACCUUGUUGAACAAUUACCUCAAGCUGAAGCAAAACAAAUCUAUUCAGGUAUAUUGAAGUUGCUUUCAGGAAGUUUCUUUUAAAAUACACUAACACAUAAUGUUUUCUAUUACAUUAAAUCAAGCUUGUGAUGCAUAUUAAGAUUUGUA
This is a messenger RNA of Cololabis saira (Pacific saury), 1227 nucleotides long. It is a transcript of the gene dhrs12, whose product is annotated as dehydrogenase/reductase (SDR family) member 12. The record is from RefSeq and is a predicted model, not a curated record. NCBI's taxonomy places the organism in Eukaryota, Metazoa, Chordata, Actinopteri, Beloniformes, Belonidae. Bases 61 to 1017 code for a protein of 318 amino acids. The transcript is spliced from 10 exons.